AUGCAACAGGAAGUGGAAAAGCCCGCUCGGGGCCCUCAGUCUCAAUUUGAGCAAGGCCACCAAGUUCCCAUUGAGCAUCACUCGAAGCCCGGCUUACAGGCGGAGAUGGAAAAUCCAAAGCCCAUUUCAAGCAAGGUCGCAACUGACGAUGGCGGUUAUCAAACAUACAAAGCAGCUGGGAAGCUUUCAGGAAAAAAGGCUAUCAUCACCGGUGGAGAUUCAGGCAUCGGCCGUGCGGUUGCGAUUCUUUUCGCCAUGGAGGGAGCCUCCAGUCUGAUUACAUAUUUGCCCGAAGAGGAGGAAGAUGCACAAGAGACUAGGAGACGGGUGGAGGAAAUUGGGCAAAAGUGUUAUUGCCUUGCCAUCGACAUUCGAGAGAAGAAAAACUGUCAGAGGGUGGUGGACACAGCCUUGAGGGACUUAGGUGGUAUUGACAUCCUAGUCAAUAAUGCCGGGACUCAAACGAUGAUUGAGGACAUUAAGGACUUGGAAGAGUAUGGUACUUCUGUCCUCACAGACCACAACGUUCUAACAUACCCUCACAGAUCCCAGUGGGAGAGCACAUUCGACACCAACAUCCACCCUAUAUUCUAUCUGUCAAAAUACACGAUCCCACACCUCAAAAGCGGGUCUACCAUCAUCAAUUGCGCAUCUGUGAAUCAUUACAUUGGUCGGCCAGAUCUUCUCGACUAUACUUCGACAAAGGGGGCAAUCGUCGCAUUCACCAGGGGCCUGUCAAACCAACAAGUCAAGAAUGGAAUUCGGGUAAACUGUGUCUGUCCUGGUCCAGUUUGGACGCCUCUUAUUCCAGCCACUAUGACCAAAGAGGCCCAGGAGCAGUUCAGUGGCACACCAAUGGGCCGUCCGGGACAGCCUAGUGAGGUUGCGACAUGUUUCGUUUUCCUCGCAAGUCAGGAUAGCAGCUUCAUUUCUGGCCAAAGCUUGCACCCUAAUGGCGGAGUAGUCGUCAAUGGAUAG
Molecule: messenger RNA, 978 nt
Organism: Penicillium salamii
Lineage: Eukaryota; Fungi; Ascomycota; Eurotiomycetes; Eurotiales; Aspergillaceae
Source: the annotation of a GenBank genome assembly